AUACACACCAAAUGUAGACUUUGAGCAGAAACAAGACAUGUAAGCGCGUCUUUCGAAAGAACGAGUACCUGGACGAAAUUUGUGUUCAAUUUGACGGUUUUCUCCGUACGACAUAACUACAGACCAUUUGAUUGAUUUGUGAUCGAGGCGACGUGAUACAGAACACUAAUAUUCCAUCAUGGGAGGCUUGAAAAUAACCUACGAUAAUCUCCUGGACCACAAGGGGGACUUUGGUCAGUCCAUCGAGAUCGUCAACCAGCCUAUUGACGACUUCCCCAAGUCUUUCUUCAAUAACUCCAAGGCCAUCGGUCUGACACUGAAUCGAAACAAACUCUCAAAGCUGCCCAGCCAACUUGAAAGAUUCAAAAAGCUAGAGAGGCUUGAUCUGUCCAACAAUGACUUCGAACAGUUUCCAGAGGUUAUUGGAGAGCUUGAUAAUCUUCGGUACCUCAACAUCAGUAAGAACAAGCUUACUUCUCUGCCAAGAGAUAUCAUCUACUUAAGGAAAUUGGAAGAGAUUGUGCUUGAUGAUAACUUGUUGGAGGAAUUCCCAGAAGCUCUGUUUAAUAGUUCGGUUGAGGAUGUAGCCAUGAGGAAGAACAAGCUGAAGAGGUUGCCUCCAGGAAUCAAGGACAUGGCCAACCUUCGGAGCUUGGUGGUGAAUGGAAACCAGCUGACGACGCUUCCUGUAGAGCUUGCAGAAGUGCCACACCUGACAGAGGUGUUUGCAUCAUCUAACAAUAUUAAGGGACUUCCAGAAAACUUCUGCACAAAGGCUAAAUCCCUAAAGAAGCUAGUUCUGCAGCAGAAUCCUUUAGUGUAUCCAUCAGCUAUUUCUGCAGCUAAAGGAAUGGCUGCGAUGAGAGAUUAUGAAAAGAAGCAUCCUAGACCCGAUAUUCCAGAAGAUGUGGAGGAAAAGAAAGAAGAAGAACAGAAUGAGGUGAUUGAAGAGCAACAAAAGGAGGUGCCAGUGGUUAAUGGAGAUGCUGAUGAGACAAGCCAUUCUAAUGGAGUGGCUGAAGAAACGGCAGAGGCCACACCUACGAUGGAUGAAGAUGUUCCUGCAGAACAAUCAGAAAGUAAUGUUGAGGAACAAGUGGUAGAAGAUGACCUCCCAGAAUCAGAUAGGGUGGAGGAAGAGCAAGAAGUGCAGAGUGCCCAAGAAGAUAGUGAUGCUGCUGGUGAUGCUGUUGAAGGACCAUCAGAAGUAGAAGAAGAAGUAGAGGAAGAAGAAAUGCCAGGACAGGCUGUAUCAGAAGAACCUGAGGCUGACACUGCGCAGGAAUCUACAGUAGACACAAGGCAGGAGUCUGACACAGAUGAAUCUCAGGAAGAGGAAGAUGCAACACAGGAUGAUGCCGGAGCAGUGGAAGACCAAGGUAGAGAGGAAGUCCAGGAGAGCAUGGAAGCUGCUGCUGAAGAUCAGGAAAGCACAAAAAGCACAGAAGAGAGUAGUGACCAAGAGGAGCCAUUAGAGGUGUCCGGUGAUGCAGAUGGUACAGUGUCACAAUCUUCAGAGGAACAAGCACCAUCAGAAGACGACAGCCCUGCUGAGAUGACGAACGGUGAGUCCCAACCUCCAGAGGAACAGCCUAUGGCAGAUGACGACAGCCCUCCUAAGUUUAGGGAUGGUGAUACAGGUGAGGUGGCCCCAUGCGGUUCAGAGAAGGUACCUACUGAUGAAACCCCAGCAGCUACAAUAUCACAAGAAGGAGGUGGGGAUGCUGCAGAGAUCAACGAAAGGCUCAUCUGAUAUGGUAACAUGAGUAUCAUAAAUCGUAAAUAACUUUUAAGUUGUGACACUAAUCCUUUGCCAAGAAUCGAUUGCAGAUAAAGCAGAUCUUCUCUUUUUUAUAAGAAGAUCAAACUGGCUUGUCUAGAUGGCUCUUAACGAAGUUGGGCCUGUCCAAACAGUUGUACAGUAUGCACUUAUUUGCAAUUCAGUAACAAUCAUGAUGAUAAUGACAAUCAACUUUCAAACGAGUAUCUGUUUGAAGAAAAAAAUGAAAACGUAAACUUAUGCAUGAUAGAGCACAAUAAAUAACAAAUAACAACUUAUUAAUUUAAAACAGUUGUAUGCACUUGUUUGCAAUUCAAUAACAAAUCAUGAUGAUAAUGACAAUCAACUUUCAAACAUGUAUCUGUUUGAAGAAAACUAAUUAAACAUAAACUUAUGCAUGGUAGAAUACAAAAAACAACAAAGGAAAUGCUGCACAAAAUUAUAACAUGCUUGCAAGAAAACGAAAGUAAUACAUAUACAUGUAUGUUUGUUUCAUUACAUGUACAUAUAUAUAUAUGCAAGGUUUAGUCACAUGUGACUCAAAGUGAAAUGUUUAGUAUUAGGCUGCAACUAGCAAAUGUCAGUUCCUGGAACCUUGUAGUCUGUCAUCUCUAAGAAUGAGUGAUAGAUAUUGAAAAUGUUACCACAGCUCUUAAGCAAUUAUGAAAUUGCUCUAAUGUGGUAAGCCUGGACAAAACUGUUGACCAUCUACCAUACAUGUAGUUAGAUAUCAUGACACUAUCAUACACAAUUUCUUUUUUAAGGUACUUGUAUACCUUGGUUAAAAUAUGCCGUGACGAGAACCAUGCCUAUGUACACGUACUGUAGCUUCUUUAAAAGCAAUGUAAGUAUCUUCAUAGUCAGUAUAAACUAUAGAUUAAUAAAAUAGUGAAUUUUGUGUGUGAUUGUGUGUGAAAAUAAAUUUAAAAAUAUAUAGGUCUACUCUACUAUAUAUUUGAUAUGUUCUGUUGAUUAGUUUGAAAUCUUGAAUGUCACCUUGAAAUUUUAGUGGAGAAUUUAGUGCCUCAGAAGAAAACAAAUUUGGGACCAUUUCCCCAAGAUGUUGUCUCAAGCCUUUAUAGGGUGGAGAAUAAAUGAAUUGAUGGUAUUCACUGCAUACAUUUGUAGGUACACAAAUACGUGAACAUGUAGGAGGACCAAAACCAGAAGAGGUAGUUUUAGGAAUGUACAUACAGGGUGUAUAUAUUUUUCUGUAUGACAAUAAAAAUGUUGCACUACUGCCUACAAAUGUACAUUUCCAACAAAAACAAAAACACUUGUUGCUAAUUUGCACAUGAAAAUUGUGCCUUCAUCAUGUUUUGAAAUUCUGUAUUGUUUUCAAGAUGCAGCAAUAUAAUAAAAACUGUCUGCAAAGUUGCAAACUUAUUGCAUUAUGGUCAAAGUCAAAUCUGUUUGCUUCUAAUGGCAGAGAAAAAUAUGAACACAUUGAGGUACUGGAUAACGUUGCACACUGUAUUUUCAAUGUGCACUAAACUUUGGAAGAUAAAAAAAGAAUGCAUGUAAUUGAUCUCUAGGUGCUGUAUAUAAAGAAAUUCACAAAUUUGGAGAUAUUUUCCUAGCAACAGUCUUGUGCAACAUUUAACAAUGGAGAAAACCUUCACCUUGUGGAAUGGUUGCAUGCAUGAGCAUGCACUCACACAAACAUUUGUGCAAGGUUGCAAGCAGUCCACACACUGUAAAAUGAAUUUAACACGUACAUUGUAUUUAUAGAUUUAAAAAAAUAACAUCUUGCACUGUACACAAUUGUAUGAACAUGCAGAGUGAGCAUGUAUGUGAAUAUUGAUUUCAUAUUCAGCUCACUCUAGAACUCAUAUGAUUUCAACCUUGUCCUUCAAAAGCCUUUAAACACAUACAGUAUGUUCCAUUUGCCACAUGCCUUAUACUGCUGGUGCAGCAGAUAUCUUGACAAAGCGGGUUAGA
Strongylocentrotus purpuratus (purple sea urchin) is the source of this 3721-nucleotide messenger RNA. Its product is annotated as fibrous sheath CABYR-binding protein. The transcript is spliced from 2 exons. Gene Ontology annotation, molecular function: protein binding. NCBI's taxonomy places the organism in Eukaryota, Metazoa, Echinodermata, Echinoidea, Camarodonta, Strongylocentrotidae. The coding region runs from base 179 to 1753 and encodes 524 amino acids. The record is from RefSeq and is a predicted model, not a curated record.